GGAAGAGAGAGGCCUGUUUAGCAAGUAGCGACGGAGGGAGAGCGUGGAGGAUAAGUGGAGAGCAAGAAUGGUGGGCGCUUCGUCACUGCAACCGCGACUUCUCUCUUCCUUUGUAGGAGAUCGGUUUGUUCAGUCACAGAGGCCUCUUCAUCAACUCUUUCGCUGCAAUCCAGGAAACAAGCAUGUUUCUAUGCAAUUAUCAAGAACUUUUUCUGGCUUAACUAAUCUCCUAUUCAAUAGAAGAAAUCUUGAGGGAUUGCCAAACAGCAAGCGUAAACGUCUAAGACCCGGAAAACUUUCUCCUCAUCGACCGGUUCCAGGUCACAUACUGAGGCCUUCUUAUGUAACUUCUAAAAAGCCUCCUGGAAUUGUGAGUGGACCAGAAGUGCAUGAUGAGAAGGGGAUAGAAUGCAUGAGGAAUUCUGGAAGGCUUGCAGCACAGGUCCUUGAAUAUGCUGGGACUUUAGUCAAGCCAGGCAUAAAGACGGAUGAAAUUGACGAAGCAGUUCACCAAAUGAUUAUUGAUAAUGGUGCAUACCCUUCCCCCCUAGGCUAUGGUGGAUUUCCAAAGAGCGUCUGCACAUCAGUGAAUGAAUGCAUUUGCCAUGGAAUACCAGAUUCCCGUCCACUUGAGGAUGGCGAUAUAAUCAAUAUUGAUGUUACCGUUUAUCUAAAUGGUUAUCAUGGUGAUACAUCUGCAACUUUUUUUUGUGGAGAUGUUGAUGAUAAAGCCAGAAAAUUGGUAGAGGUAACCAAAGAAUGCCUAGACAAAGCAAUAUCAAUAUGUGCACCUGGGGUGGAGUUCAAGAAAAUUGGAAAAACCAUACAUGACCAUGCAGAUAAACAUCGUUAUGGUGUUGUGCGAAUGUUUGUUGGGCAUGGAGUUGGACGUGUUUUUCAUGCCGAUCCAGUUAUCCUACACUACAGGAACAAUGAUGGUGGACACAUGGUGUUGAAUCAAACCUUCACUAUUGAACCGAUGCUGACAAUCGGUAGCAUUAAUCCUAUAAUGUGGGAUGACAACUGGACAGUCGUCACAGAAGAUGGAAGCCUCUCAGCACAGUUCGAGCACACCAUCCUGAUAACGGAGAAUGGAGCCGAGAUACUAACUCAAUGUUGAAUGUGCCAUUGCACCUAUACAUCUCCAAGUCCAUUUGGGGAAUAACUGUUGUUUCUAUAAUUAAUUUUUGCGACGACCAUAAGAAAUGGUUUAUUCAUUAUUCUCAGUCUGAAAUAUAUUAUUUAUUAAUUUUUUUUGUA
Molecule: messenger RNA, 1260 nt
Organism: Vitis riparia (riverbank grape)
Lineage: Eukaryota; Viridiplantae; Streptophyta; Magnoliopsida; Vitales; Vitaceae
Product: methionine aminopeptidase 1D, chloroplastic/mitochondrial
Exons: 10
Coding region: 68-1120 (350 amino acids)
Biological process (GO): proteolysis
Molecular function (GO): metalloaminopeptidase activity
Source: RefSeq, a predicted model, not a curated record